AAACGAUCUAAAUCGCAAGGCAGACAAGAGAUCGCUGGAUCAAUUUAAAGAUCAGUGAAGAUGGUCUGGGUCUUCAGAGUCUGGCUCUUCAAGUGACGAUAUUAAAGUCAAAUCUGUUACAACCUCAACCGAAGAUCAUCAACGCCCAUUGUCGUGCCCGCUUCUUGUCGCUGGAUCUAAAUCUUAUGCUCACUAGCAGCAAGAGCUACUCAAUGAGUUCUAAAUUUUUAUGAUAAAUGUGCGAAGGUCGGAAAACUAAAACAAUAACAAACGCUUGUACAACCUCUCAUGGGAAUCGAAUAAACAAGUAACCUCACUAAUGCUGACUGACCACAAUCCUCUCUGCUUCUUCUAACCACAGGGACCCACUUUCCGAUCCUUGUGAUCCAGUAAGACUCUCUCUCGCCGCUUUUGGCAGACGAGGACGUGUAAAUCCAAUACAUUGAGCUGCCAUCAAAAUGUCAGACGUUGAAUCCGUUGCUGCCAGCGUUCCGGUCGAGGAGGAAGUGACCGACCUGGGGUCCGCCGUCCGCCGCGUCUGCAAGAACGCUUUGGCCGUCGAUGGUCUCGCUCGCGGUCUCCACGAAGGUAUUGUUAUACUGAUGGUUGUGCUUUAGAAAAUGUUUCAGAGCCGACGACCACGAGCUGCGUUUUAUUGUGUGAUUUAGAUGAGAUUCGCGUACUAGAUAGAAUCUAUGCAAGGAGAGUGCGUGCCGACGGUUUUCCUUCCGGUAGAAUCUUGUUUUGCAGGGAGUGUCUGGUUGCAACUCUCCACGACUAGAGAAUUUAGACUAUCGGAUUAUAUUAAUCGUGGCAUGAUGCGUAAUCUCGUCGAUGACUGCGCCUUCCUAGUGAUUCAUAUUUUUGCGCGUUAUUUGGUGUUUCUUUCAAUCCUUCCUCAUCGUCGCCCAAACUUCUGACCUACAGGUGCCAAGGUGAUCGACGCUGGCAAGGCCCAGUUCGUCUUUUUGUCCGAGUCCUGCGAUGAGCCGGCCUACAAGAAGUUGGUGAAGGCUCUGUGCGCCGAGAAGCAGGUCCCCCUUUACGAGGUGCCGGACAGCAAGAAGCUCGGUGAAUGGGCUGGCUUGUGCAAGAUCGACUCCGACGGUAACGCCCGCAAGGUCGUCGGCGCUUCCUGCGUCGUCGUCCACGACUAUGGUGACGAAUCCGAGGGCCUCAACUGGUUGCGCAACAACACCUCCUCUUAAGCGUGCUGACAAGUUUGAUUCCGAUUUUUUCCGAGGAAAAGAAGUGGAGUCAGAUGUAGUAAGAAAGUACGUACUCUGGAGCGUGGUGUAAGAAUUCGUUGAUGACGAGAACAGAGAAGAUGGAUACACUAUACUCUUAGAACACACGCUGUCAACAAGAAGAAUUCAGCGCACGUCGACAUUCGCGGCAGAACUUGUGAUGCUCAUUUACUGUGAGAUCCGUCAAGUGAGAGAGUAAUGAUCAGAG
Amoebophrya sp. A120 is the source of this 1455-nucleotide messenger RNA. The record is from the annotation of a GenBank genome assembly. Lineage: Eukaryota; Dinophyceae; Syndiniales; Amoebophryaceae.